Anastrepha ludens (Mexican fruit fly) is the source of this 4410-nucleotide messenger RNA. RefSeq names its product trichohyalin. The record is from RefSeq and is a predicted model, not a curated record. Gene Ontology annotation, biological process: proteolysis. Gene Ontology annotation, molecular function: zinc ion binding; metallocarboxypeptidase activity. The coding region runs from base 1 to 4410 and encodes 1469 amino acids. The transcript has 6 exons. NCBI's taxonomy places the organism in Eukaryota, Metazoa, Arthropoda, Insecta, Diptera, Tephritidae.
AUGCCGUCGCUUUCAACGCGACUCGUGUUCUACACAAUUGCUCUACUAUUACUUUCGUCCGCUACGCAACGCGCGUCGUCAAUGUCACUCGAUCGUUUGGGUGUCGAUCAGAAUGAAUUAAAUUCGGCUUUAACGGCAGCCAAUAACUAUGAAGAGAAAUCGGAAGCGAUUAAUAGCGCAGAUAUUGUGGUAGACGAUAUGAAAUUGGAAGCUGUACCGACUAAUGGAAAUACGGAUACAUAUUUACUAGUGCCAGCCGGUGGCGCCAACGGAAGUGUGGAAAAGAAUACGAUCGAAAAUGGUGACGGAGCAGCCGAGGAGUCACUACCUAAUGAAACUUCGGACAUGUUGAUGAUGGAGUCGCAUGAUGCGCCAUUGCGCGUCUCCUUUCUUGCACUGCCCGUAGAGCCGCAAGAAUCGAUGGACACCGAAAAUGUUGCGAAACAGGAGGAAAUAAGUGCGGAAGUAAAUGCCUCAGCGAACGAUGAAAAUCGUGUGGAAGAGCCGCUGCCAGUUUUAAUGGAUACGAUUUUAGAAAUUCCCACCGAAUCCGAAACGCAAGAAAUUGCAUCAGUAGCCGGUGAGCAAAUGUCGCAAGAACUCAAUGAAAAAGAACAGCACGACUCGUUAACUGUUGAGGAUAGCUUGAAUAGUGAGAAUACAAUUAGCGCUGAGCAGGGAGCUAUUUCCGAGGUGAACGCUGAUGCGGAAGCGGAAAAGGAUAUGGAAGAAACACAGUUGGUUGAGGAAUUGCCAAAUGAUGAAGUGCCAGAUCAAAGCGAAAUUGUGGAAGAUAAAGAACAUGCUGUCGCAGCAAUUGAGGAGGCAGUCGCUGAAAGUAUAGCAGAAAUUGCAAGCACGCAACAGGACGAAGAAAAACAGGAAGCUAUUGGUAGCUUGUCGGCAUUAGAUGAAGAUUUAUUGCCUGAAACCGUUUUAGUCCCCGAAGAAGCAGUGCAAAUUGUGCAUGAGAAGAGUGAAGAAAAUAUUGAAAAUUUACAUGAGAGUGACAAAUUGGUAGAAGAAGCUAAUGCGGAAGAAAAUGAAAUUAAAGAUGAUCUAAGCCAGCAAAACAUGGCAGAGUUGCAGAACCUGUCGGAGAAUGCUGAGCACACACAGAGUGCCGAGAAUCAUCUCGAAGAAAGUGAACAUGAAAUGGUGAAUAUUAAGCAAGAAACCGAAGAGUUCUCAAAAACAGAGGAGCUGACGAAAGAAGAAGAAAAUGAGCUUCCUAUGUUAUUGGACGAAACUAAAUCAGAGGCAAGUGAAAAUGAAAUGAAGCCGCUGGAAGGAACUGUUGAAAAAGAAAUAGCUGCUGGCUUAACUGAGAUGAUAGCCGAAAAUGACAGGGAUGCAACGAUUGUUGAAGAGAUGGAAACGAAUGAAGGCAAUCAGGAAGGUAACAAACCAGACGAAGCAAUAACUACAGAGAAUAAGCAAGCAGAUGAAGCACAAAUAACAGAAAAUGACAGUCAAACAGCCGAAGAACUCCAAAAGGUAGAAGAAGUUGAGGCAGUAGAGGGUGACCAGGUAGUGGAGGAAAGUCAAGCAACAGAAGAAAAACAAACUAUUGAAGAAACCCAAGCCGACCUCGACAAACAGGCGACUGAAGAAUUGCAAACCGUUGAAGAAAGUCAAACCGCUGAAGAAGCGCAAAAAUCCGAGGAAAUGCAAACAGCUGCAGACAACAAUCAACAAGAAACAGUUGAAGAAGUCAAAGAAACAGAAGAGAUUGAACAGAAUGAUGAUAAAACUCUCAUGGAUGAAAUGAAAGAAGAAGAUACAGUACAACAGGAAAUCAAAGGCGAAAACAUGAUUGCAGAAGCCGCCCCUUUGAAGGAAGAAGCAGAUGCAGCUAUACCGGAAUACGUUGCUGCUGAUGCGAUUUCCGGCCAAGAAUCAACAGCUGAAGACAUUAAAGAAGUAGCAGUGCUGUCAGAAGACAACAAAUCGGAGCAAGUAGCAUUCGAAGACAGCCAACAAGUUGAGCCAGUUAUAGAAGAAAUACAGUCAGAAGAGACUCUGCUAGAAGAAAUUAAACAGGAGCAACCAGCGUUCGAGGGAAGCGGUCAACAAUUAGAGACAGAACAACAAGAAGCAAUUAAUGAAGGACUUCAAGCUACAACUGGCAUUCAAGCUGAUGAAACAGAAGAAGCAACUCAGAAUGAGGGUCAGCAAGUGAUUCACGAGAAGGUUGAAGAAGCGUCUUUCUUAACAGAAUCUGAAGCUGAAUCAGAGCCUGAAGCACCACAAAUGGAAGUGUUAGAAGAGAUUGCCAGCAACGAAAAGCUAACAGAAGAGUCGGAAAAGCAGUCCGAGAUAGUAGAAGAACAAGAGCAACAACAGUUGGAAGUACAGGAGCAGCAGAUGUUAGAAGAACAGCAAAAGGAAGAAGAGCAGCAUGUGGCAGACGAAGAGCAGAUUGAGGAGGAGCAACAGAAGGAAUCAGAGCAGCAGAAUGUUGAAGAGCAGCAACAGCUGCAACAGGAAGACACUCAAGAGAGCGAAGCUGUUGAAGAGCAGCAGCAGCUACAACAGGAAGACACUCAAGAGGGCCAAGCUGUAGAAGAGCAACAUCAGCAACAGGAUGAACAAAUUGGAGAACAGCAACAAGCAUCUGAAGAGCCACAGCAGCAAAUAGUCGAGCUGCAACCAUUGAAGGAACAAGAAAACCUAGAAAACGAAAAGUUGCAAGAAGCAGAGCUCUCAGAAGAGGAACAACAGUCAGCUCAAGAACAAAUUGUACAGCUGACGCAAGAAGAAACUGUCGCACAAACACAGCCAAUUAUCGAAAUACAACAGACCGCGGAGGAACAACCACAGCCGGAGACUAUGCAGCCAAUCAACGAUGAGCAAGCAGAAAUUGUUGAGGAAACAUUGAACAGUGGACCAAUCGAGCCUGCCACUUCGCUACUCACAACAAUCAUACAAGUGCCGCAACAGCAACAGCAAGCCACACCAGUACAAAUCGCAAAUGUUGAAGCGCCAUUAGCCACAACACUCGUUGAUGUCAACAAUUUAACAGCGGCAAUGACAGCACCCUCAGUAGCACCACUAAAUGUCAUGGAUAGUGUACUCAAUUAUGUCAAUGCCUCGUUUAUGCAACUUAAUAACAACAACAACAAUAACAAACAGCAACAAACAUCGCAGAAACUGAAGGAUGAUGAUGACGACGAUGAUGAUUUAAAUGCACAGUUGAGACGGUACGAUGGUGCUCAGGUCUGGAGAAUUGUUGUGCAAAAUGAUCACGACAGAAAAAUGGCGGAUGAGCUGCAAACUAAAUACGGUGGUCAAUUAUGGAAGGAGGUGAAGCAAGAGGUCGAUUACUUAUUGAAGCCACAAGUGUUGGGCGAAGCAGAGCAACAUGUACGCAUCGCAAAUCUAUCGCGAAUUGUUCUCAUCGACAAUUUGCAAAAAGUCAUCGAAACGGAAAAUCCCAGCGCAGCUGAAAUUGCAUCCUUCCAAAAUCGAAAGGGACAUCGUCUGACAUGGAAGGCCUAUCAUCGCCUGGCGGAUAUCCACGGUUUCUUUGAUUACAUGGCAAAGACAUAUCCUGACAUUUGCUCAGUGGAAACAAUCGGUUAUUCGUUACAGAAACGACCGCUGAAAAUUUUGAAAAUCUCCAACGGUAAUCCUGGCAAUCCAGGCAUUUGGAUCGACGGUGGCAUGCAUGCACGCGAGUGGAUUAGCCCAGCAACGGUCACAUUUAUUGCCAAUCAAUUGGUUGAAGGUUGGGAUGAUUUACCCGAAUAUAUGCGCAAUGUCAAUUGGUACAUACAUGCUGUGGCUAAUCCCGAUGGCUAUGAGUACACACACACCACCGAUCGGUUGUGGCGCAAAAAUAUGCGUUCGCAUGGCCGUCAAUGCCCUGGUGUCGACCUGAAUCGAAAUUUCGGUUAUAAAUGGGGAGGCAAGGGUACGUCAGCAAAUCCUUGUUCGCAAACAUAUCGCGGUAGUAAGGCCUUCUCGGAACCGGAAACAUUCUACAUUUCGAAAUUCAUUAGCAAUUAUCCACGUGACACCUUCCAUGCGUACCUCUCAUUCCACAGUUAUGGUCAAUACAUUUUGUACCCAUGGGGUUAUGAUUAUCUUCUUACCGCCGACAAAUCGGAUUUAGAUCGUGUAGCGCGUCAAGCGGGAACGACUAUCACGAAGAAAUCGGGCGGCAAGUACACCAUCGGCUCAUCAGCAACUACUCUCUAUCCAGCGGCCGGCGGCUCAGACGAUUGGGCUAAGGGCUUUGUGGGCAUCAAAUACGCCUACACCAUUGAAAUGGGCGACACUGGUCGUUAUGGUUUCGUGCUACCCGCCAGCUACAUUGAAACUAACGCUAAAGAUGGCUACACAUUUGCAGAGACUGUGGCGCGCGCCGUCACACAGGGCAAAUACAGUCGAAAACGUGCCUUCUAA